ACCCCUGAACUCACGCCACCUCCCACGCCCUUUGCGAUUUUAUCAGUCCACCAUGAGGGCCACGAUUCUCAACCUCUUGACCACCUUCGCCUUCCUGGGGCUUGGUGAGUCGACACCGCUAGCUGCCCUGGACAAGAGGUACACUCUCGACUCCAAUGGCGUCAAGUACAAGGUGUUUGAGCAUGCCGCCACAGGAGCCACAACCAAGAUUGUGUCCAAUUCUGGCAUUUGCGAGACGACCCCUGGAGUGAAUCAGCACUCGGGCUACUUCUCAGUUGGCACGAAUAUGAACAUGUUCUUCUGGUUCUUUGAGGCCCGACAAAAUGCCAGCAAAGCCCCUCUUGCUCUAUGGUUAAACGGCGGUCCCGGAUGUAGCUCCAUGAUCGGCCUUUUCCAAGAGAAUGGACCUUGCACUUUCAAUGGCGGAGGUUCCGAGCCGACUUUAAACCCUUACUCAUGGAAUACAUUUGCAAACAUGCUCUAUGUUGAUCAGCCGAUUGGUACCGGUUUCAGCUACGGCACAGAUGAUGCCACUUCGACUCUUGCUGCUGCCCCAAGGGUCUGGAAGCUCUUGCAAGCCUUCUACGCCCAGUUCCCUGAGUAUGAGGGCCGUGACUUCGGCAUCUUCACCGAGUCCUAUGGAGGCCACUACGGCCCAGAGUUCGCCUUCUUCUUCGAGCAGCAGAAUGCUGCCAUUGACGCCGGGACGAUCGCGGGCGAGAAGAUCAACCUUGUUGCCCUUGGUGUAAACAACGGCUGGAUCGAUCCUGCCAACCAAUACAAGGACUACAUCGACUACGCCGCCAACAACACGUACAAGAAGCUCAUCACCCCGAAGCAAUAUAGCACAUACGUCUCCACCUACCAGAAGAAGUGCGUACCAGCGUUUGCCAAGUGCACAGGAUUGACUGGUAAUGAUGCCGCCUGUGGCAACGCCGACGACGUGUGCAGCGCGGCCAUCGAGAGUCCCUUGGAGUCGCUCGCCAGCUUUGAUGUCUACGACAUCCGAGGCCCCAAGAAUGACCCUUUCCCUCCUGAAACAUACUUGACGUAUCUGCAAACGCCGGCUGUGAUGAAGGCCAUCGGCGCCCAGACAACUUAUGGAGAAUGCCCGGAUGCGCCCUACACCAAGUUCAUCUCCAGUGGUGAUCGCGGCCGAUCGUUCUUGCCAACCUUGUCGCAAGUCAUUGACUCAGGUAUCACCGUGUUGAUCUGGGCCGGCGAUGCUGAUUGGAUUUGCAACUGGAUGGGUAACUACCGAGCACUGAGCUCCAUCGCCAAGAAGCCUUUUCUCUCGGCGCCUCUCCUUCCCUACACGGUCAAUGGAAAGCAGUAUGGCGAAUACAAGACCUCUGGGAACCUGAGCUGGCUGAGGGUGUACGAGGCCGGUCACGAAGUGCCGGCGUAUCAGCCGGAAGCUGCGUUAGCUGCCUUCAUAUCGACCAUGUCACGGAAGCCUAUUUCAUCUUCAUAGAUCCGUGUCCAAAUACCGAGCUGUCAGUAAUUUGAGGCGAGAUUUUGACAACAACACCGUAAACGGACAAGGCUGCAUCUUCAUCUAAGAUAACUUGAUUCUUCGUAUGGUUUUCUGUUCGGAUCUGGUCGCGCACGAAGCCCAGACCUUGAUGAUCGCUGUGGAAGUUGAAUGCUGGUCACCAACUCGAGAGCGAUGGAUGGUAUCUGUUCAAUCGAGGACCAAAAUACAAGUCCAUGGCGUCCCUGUUGUCGGCGUGCGGGGAAAGAACGACGUGGUGUUCACCACCAGAUUAUGUAAUGGGUCCUGGUCCCUAUAAGUAGGCACCUAGGGACCUUGGUACAGUGGGGAGACAGAAAUACUGAUUUAACUUUCAAAGUACUAUUA
Verticillium dahliae VdLs.17 is the source of this 1861-nucleotide messenger RNA. Its product is annotated as carboxypeptidase S1. The record is from RefSeq and is a predicted model, not a curated record. Gene Ontology annotation, cellular component: fungal-type vacuole. Gene Ontology annotation, biological process: proteolysis. The transcript has 6 exons. Lineage: Eukaryota; Fungi; Ascomycota; Sordariomycetes; Glomerellales; Plectosphaerellaceae. Gene Ontology annotation, molecular function: serine-type carboxypeptidase activity. The coding region runs from base 53 to 1474 and encodes 473 amino acids.